Messenger RNA from Penicillium malachiteum, 615 nucleotides. RefSeq lists its product as uncharacterized. The record is from RefSeq and is a predicted model, not a curated record. The transcript is spliced from 2 exons. Lineage: Eukaryota; Fungi; Ascomycota; Eurotiomycetes; Eurotiales; Aspergillaceae. The coding region runs from base 1 to 615 and encodes 204 amino acids. Gene Ontology annotation, molecular function: hydrolase activity, acting on carbon-nitrogen (but not peptide) bonds, in cyclic amidines.
AUGGUUUUGCACACUCUGCAAAAACGAGGCUGGACUACCCGUUCUACGCAGAAGCGUGUGAUGCUCGGUCAUUGCACACGCUUGACACUCCUCACUGACGAAGAAUGGCACCGUCUCUCUCAGUUCAUUCACGAGUAUGAUCUCCCCGUCAGUUUUGUCGGUCUGCCUGGCAGUGAUCUAUAUAUGGCUGCCCCGGUAGGCCAGGAGAAUCGUCACCAGAGAGCUCGAGGUACCCUCAACAUCCCAGAACUGAUUCGCAAAUAUGAUUUGGAUGCAGUCAUGGGGGCCUGUGUUGGGGUUGGGGUUUACCAGGCUGGUGCGCUGGAAGAUACCCGGCUUUUGUAUGAAUGUGUUUCCACUCGGGCUCGAGCUGCAAUUGGGCUUCCUUUGCAUAGUUCUGGACUUAUGAUUCAUGAAGGUGGACAUCCGGAUCUUAUUCUCUUUCAUGAUCGAGAUGAUACUGGGUGUGGAGUUUCCCGUCCUCGUACGAGUGUGGCUGAAGUUGUUUGGGAUCCACCUCAGCGGAGUAAUAGAAGUGUGAUCAUCAAUGGAAGGGUGCAACUUGUUAAACGGGACUAUGAGUUCCUUGACUCUGUAUAUGAGUUUGAGAAUUGA